This is a messenger RNA of Pyrenophora tritici-repentis Pt-1C-BFP, 795 nucleotides long. RefSeq names its product STE14, putative protein-S-isoprenylcysteine methyltransferase. NCBI's taxonomy places the organism in Eukaryota, Fungi, Ascomycota, Dothideomycetes, Pleosporales, Pleosporaceae. Gene Ontology annotation, biological process: C-terminal protein methylation. The record is from RefSeq and is a predicted model, not a curated record. Gene Ontology annotation, cellular component: endoplasmic reticulum; membrane. Gene Ontology annotation, molecular function: protein C-terminal S-isoprenylcysteine carboxyl O-methyltransferase activity.
AUGACUUCCAACGGCUCGACAUCCUCAGGCGUCAAUAUUUCCCCAUUGCAAGCUCAUGCUCGCAACCCCCCAGCCAAGGAUGUAAAUGUCCUUGCAGCUGAGUUCUUCCCUCAUGGCAAGCGCUCGCUCUCCGGCAUCGCAGUGCGCGCCUUCUGCUUAGGCUGCGCACUCGUGCUCGGCCUCGUGGGCACCGGGCUGCUAGCAUACAGUGGCAGCCACCUAUGGCGACCGUGUCUGUUUCUCGCAACUCUGUCACUCUUCCACUUCCUCGAAUUCUACACGACGGCCGCGUACAACACCCCGAAAGCGUACAUCGCCUCUUUCCUCCUCACGAAUGGCGACCAGUACCGGAUGGCCCACACCAUGGCCUUUAUAGAGACACUUGUAACCUCGUACUUUUUCCCAAAGUACCAGUCGCGCAUCCACCCACCGUGGCUCAUCGCAUUGGGCGUCAUAAUGAUUGUGGUGGGGCAGACGGUUCGCAGCACGGCCAUGAUACAGGCGGGCACAAACUUCAAUCACACGGUGCAGUCGCGGAAGAGCGACGGACAUGAGUUGGUUACAAGUGGACUAUACAACUAUUUCCGCCAUCCCUCGUACUUUGGCUUCUUCUGGUGGGGUAUCGGGACUCAAGUGAUGCUUGGCAACAUGACAUGUGGGAUCGGCUAUGCCGGCGUUUUAUGGUACUUCUUCAAGAAGCGUAUCUCGCAUGAGGAGAAGCAUCUCAUAGACUUUUUCGGUGAUGAUUACAGGGCGUACAGGGCGCGAACACGUGUGUGGAUACCCUUUAUUUGA